GCGACGACCGUCGGUCGUGCCGCCGUCAACGUCGCGCCGCUGCCGCGUCAGCGUCAGUCGCUUUCGGUAUUUUGUUGUGUGAGGAUCGUGGCAGGCCGUGUUCAUUGCUGCCCGUCUUUCGUUGGCACCCCGACACGCGAGGGUUGGACACAUACGCGGUGCGGCAUCGCGACUAGUGAUAUAGUGCCUUUACAAACCGGGGAACAUAUUACAAUCACCGGCUAGGAUUAUUCCUGAACACUAACGAUAAGUUUAGAGAACAUACACGACACAACAAGUGCAGCAGAAGAAAGCUUUAAAGUCCAACAAGAAUUUCAGUAACUUCCAACAAGAAAUCAAGUUGAUACUAAGUCUAAAGCUUUUUUGUAGUGGUGGAGAUAGUAGCAAGGUUAUAGAGAUAUAAAUUUAAACAUUUGAUACCAAAUAGUUUGAAUAAACCGGGAUAAUACAUCGUUGAAUCUAGAUCUACGAAAGCGAAGAUACAGCAUUUCGAAGAAAAACACCGCAUCUAAACGUCCAACUGUUGCUUUUCCCGGCUAACUAGAUGAGGAAGCUUUAAGGAACAAGCAAGGGACACAACAUUUAAGAAAAGUGCCUCAAACCAUUAUUCCAUCAAAAUAUAGAAUUUUGCUGUUCAAGCCUGAAGCGUGAAGUAUCCCAACCUUCUACAACCAAGGUUGAAACGACAAAUAGUAACAAGAAGGCGAGGGGAAGCUAUUACAAAUAUCAGAAAAAAGUAACCAAAAUCAGACCCUGAAUAGGUUUCGUGCAAGAUAUUGUACAAAACAGAUUCAACAGCUCGAAAGAUCUUCAAACUUGCAUAACUAGAGAUCAUAACCUAUAAUCACUCUUGAGGUUACUUGUUAUACCUAGUAGAAGUAGUGACUACGUGCCAUGUUAUCGCUGUUGCAUCAGAUGCAUCCACAAACAUUAGGAAGUUGAACAAUUAUCUAAUCUUGGAACCACCGUACACACAUUUUGAGGUUAUGUGAUAACAAGUCAAGAAUUUCUGUCAGGUAUCAAUGUACAGUAACCUUGAGCUGUUAAUUAAGUUAAUUGAUAUAGUAUUUGAUUCGACUUGGUCAGUUGUCUGUGAAGAUUGGGUUCUUGGAAGACUGAAUUUAAAUGAUAGACUAUUUUAAGUACUUUGACGUCAUAAAAGAUUAAAAUACAGUUAGCGCCCUGCAAAGCAACCUUGACGUCUCUGGAGCAAUCAGAGAGCUUCACAAGUUAGCAAUAGAAAUUUCAAAACCGUUCUAAUGAGCUAUAUACGUACUAUAAGGAGCCAUAGAAGAGAGAGUUCAGUUAAUGAAUCAAGUGCAGAAAGUUUCGAAGAAGCUUUCGGUACUAAAAGAAAGAGCCUUACAGUUGAAAGUAGUACCAGAAGUGGUAGUAAACCUAUAAAAAUCAAGAACGCUGGGAGGAAAUGUCCUGAGGUAGUGUAUGAGAGGAAAGAACAUCCCAUUGAGGUGAGGACUUUUGUAAAAACGAUCCUACCGGUACGUACCGGGGUUUAUUGAGUGAUAAUUUUGACUUUAUUGAUCGUGGAUACCAAGAUAGCCGUGAUAGGCGGUAAAGUGAGUAGGUGUGGGGAGCUGUGCAGCGGUACCGGUGGCACCGUGGCCCCCAAAUGGUGCCGGUGCGACCGUCCGAGCCUCAUGUUCCCUUUCCGGUCGCGCAGGUCGAACUUGACUCGCCGCCUGAGCAAGGCCACUCGACGCGGCGUUGCCGGCUGCUCAAUGCAGACUGGGGAUGUCACGGUACUGCUGAAGAAGCUGCAGGACGCCCAACUGGAUACCCUGGCCAAAGCGGUGGAGUCCAGGGGACGCGAACCUACCGGAUGCGUACUGCUGCCCUACAAGGAGGAACCGCAUCUGCUAUGUUGUCAGACGUGGAGGUGGCCAGACUUGCGCAGUGUGGACGAGAUCAGGAGACUGCCUAGCUGUAGGUCCAAGGUAGAUAAGGUCUACGUCUGCUGCAAUCCUUAUCAUUGGAGCAGGAUCUGCGUACCUGAUUGUCCACCACCACCUUAUAGUAGAACUAAUGAAGAAAUGUUACGACCUGAAGAUCGUGCACCAAGCGAAGUACCUUUGUUGUGUAGGGACUCUUAUCUUGGGUCAUUUACAACAAAUGGUGAUACUCCAUCGAACCCGAGCGAGUGGUGCAAGCUGGCGUACUGGGAGCUGUCCGAACGAGUGGGGCCGCUAUUCUCGGUGGACCGCCCUUGUUUUAACGUCUUCGGGGACGUGGCCCAUCCGGACGGGCUCAGUUUGGAGACAUUGGCGAUGACAGGGCAGAGAAAUGGGUAUAGGGGCGGGGGGGACGGUAGAGGGGGCAGGUCGCCACCCCCUGACGCGGCUGUGCAACGGACUAGGUGUAAAAUUGGACUAGGUGUGACACUAUCUCGAGAGGAGGACAGCUGCGUGUGGGUGUACAACCGAUCGGACAAUCCGAUUUUCGUAAACAGCGCUACCCUGGACGUGGCACCACCCCCCGAGCAAUCGCACAUGCUGGUGGCCUGUCAUCAACCUACUAGAGUACCUGCCGAUCACUGCCUUUGCGUCUACGACCCCCAUAAGGCAGCGCAAAACUACGGGUGGACAUUUACGCAUCCGAUUUACGGUCCAGUGGACCCCAACUCUAUCCGAAUCAGCUUCGUGAAGGGCUGGGGUCAGAAGUAUUCGCGCAGGGAGAUCAAAUCGUGCCCUUGUUGGUUGGAGAUACUACUGGCUCCAUGCAGGUGAUCCGAAAUAGCCGCCGCAAUCGCCUGCAGCUACCUAUUUUGUUAUUAUGUUGCGUGGGUGAACGGUGAAGAGUGAUUGUUAUGAAGGAUGAAAUACGGGUGUGUCUGAGGAAAUGUUGGAGUUUGCGGAAAAAUAAAGUGGGAGCUUACACAAGACCAAUUUUCAAUCAAGUAUCAAAAUCCUACAUGAGCCUGCACCUAUUUAAAUUAUUGUUGCCCAGCUGCACAUGUUUUUAUUAUUUUGUAUAAAUAAUACACGUAUCGUACUACAAGAUAGCAUUUUUGUGCUGUACAACAUGCUGAAGUCCCAGUAUCGCACCCAUAUAUGGAGGACAGUAUAAGUGACAAACUAGCAAAAUUAAGUCAUGUAAAAUGUAAAAAUAAACGUUUCAAUCUAAGUGAGGUUGGUCAGGUCCACACUAUUGCUUUCUUAUGGAAACACUGCAGAGCAUUUAACAACUCAGCAUGCAGGCAUUUAUAAAAUUUGAAAAAUUCGCAACUUAUGUCACUGGUAUCUUCCUCCUUAUAAAAGUGCGAUAUUAGCUCUUCAUCGGCCAUUAUACAAGACCAAUAGAUAAGGAAACGUAGCCACUUUAUUUCCGUGAAACCUCGCUCCGAACAGAUCGUAAGUCUGACUAUGAUUAUGUAUAAUAUUAAAAGAAAAUGUCCGUACAGCCAGAGACAUUUCAGUUGCCAUACCUUAAAUUGCCGUAGAGCUGCAAUCAUCUGAAAUUUCUCCUACUGUACCACUGAAACAGAGAAACGCACAUACGAGGCGCGUUCGGGUGUUAAUGACUUUUAUAAAGUCGGUAUAGUUUUCGAUCGUCCCUCGUAUGAGCGUGUCAUGGCGUCUCUUCCGUCCGAUAUAUUAACCUGGCGCUGAAGAUUUGAUAGGAAUUGUUUUUAUCAGUUUUGUCAAAGGCCUGGUUUGGUGUUAAUGAGCAUAUAUUCACGAACAGAAUGUUUCGCGUACUCUCUUUCGUACUAAAGUAAAGUGUACUUUAAACACAUAUCCGUACUAGACACAGUCAAUAUUAAAAGAUUAAAACAAAAUACAAUAUUUGUGUAUUAUGUUUUAGUGUAAGGAAACUUACAACCGUACUAUUUUACUGGCAUUAAUGUUUUUUUUAAUUUUAUUUUUCCAUGCGAAAGGAACACUUUCAAAUUUAGUAUUAUAAACACUUCUCUCUUAUGGCCAAAAAUAUUGCCGCUUCUUCACUUAGGGCCUGCUUAUUGUGUUAUUUGACAUGGCAUUUUUGACAAAUGGGAGUGAGUUCUAAAAUAUGUUUCUCAAUGGAAAAUGACCGCUUUUUUCAAUUUGAGGGCUCCUUAUCCUUGCAUAGUCCUCAACUUCAAGGCGUAUUUAUUUCCAAGUUUUCUCUUAGGAAUGCAGAUGGCCGCUCAUUUUGGUUCUUAUGUCUAUUGACAACAGACUCUAGGUCAAAAGAAGCAUCAAUAAAAUAUAUAUUAAAUUCCCCUUUUUGACGUGUCACCACUGCAUGAAGCCAUGUAACAUUUACUUGUUGAUAAAUGAGAGUAAAUUAAAUAAACAAUGUUUGAUAACCGGCGUAUUUAUGAGUGGAAGUGAUAAUGUCUGAGUAAAAUAGAAUUAUGACGAUAUCGCUUAGAACUCGGCUGACCUUUUAUUAUUUAUACGAAGACAUAAUAAAUUCUAUUUUAAAAUAUUUACAAAAUUUGUGGUUGCGAACGUCAUCUCGUUUGCAAUUUCCGAAAACUAUUGUGAUAAUUUCAUCUAGAAAGAUGAAGAUCAACAUGCCAUUUGAAUUUAUCGUUCAUGAUCUAGGCUUUGAAUUACUUCAAAUCAGGCUUUGAAAGUUAUGUUCGUCUUGUAUACUUCCGUACUUGUCAUAUAUUUUAUUGAACGUACUAUGAACAAUAAUAAAAUGAUCCAUGUCUCUGAGCUAAUAAAAAUGUGGCUGGCAAAUAUAUAGAAUGUACAUGAAAAACAAUUUUCAUUUUCCCUGCUUUUUUUAUAGAUGAAUACAUCUUACAGAAGAGAUGUACUUUGUGAGGUUAGUCUUUUUUAAAUUUUUCAUAUAUACAGAUAUGGGCACGAAAAAUGAAUUAGCGAUUCUGAUAAUAAAAAUAAAAUAAAGCUAAAGGGUUUUAUGAUCUCUUUUCUGUAGUGAUCGGAGUUUUGACAUCAUCUAAUGCGACAUUUUUUGUGCUCACAACUGUAUCAGGUGCUUAAGGACAAUGUAGAAAAAUGUCCAGUUAGUCAGUCAGGGACCACUUUCAGAUUUUUGUUCUUAUAAAAUAGAUGUUAUUUGUACUGCAUAUACAUGAAGUGACUUUUCAGACAGAUCUCUACACAAAAGUUUUCAGUCAGAACUAACCCGAAGGAAUGUCGUUAUAUUCGAACGGCAUCGCGCAUUUAAACAAAAAAUACACAUAUACUUAUCAAAAUUUAAUGAAAACAGGAAAUUUAUAUGUAAUAAAAGCAAACAUUCUGUUUUGAAAGUGAUGUAUGAAGGUUUUGUCUGAAGGAACAAAACAAAUAUUUCGCAGGUUUUUAUGAGCAUAUUAAACAACGGAAAGACAUGAAAGUCACUUUGUGUGUCAUGUAAAACAUGUAGAUCAGAAACAAAAAUUGCUAAUCUGCAGCAAAAACAAAAUUGUACUAGAAUGAAAUGAAAAACACUUGAAUUCAUUCAAGAUAGCUCAGUGCCUGUAUCACAUAAUUUUAACGUACUUAUUUUGAGUAAUACAAAUAUUUUCGUAUUUUUUGUUUUGGAGAUAUUUGUGAAUAUAUGCAAACUUGUUACUAGUCAUAUGCCAGGCCCAGCCUUUGCAAAUUAGAGUGCCUUUUAAACAACAGCAAAAUAUGGAUAUAGUAAUGUAAAAUAUUGUAUUAUAACAAUAGAAAUUUGUAAUUAAUUGUUUUUAUUUAUUAAUCCAUUAUACAUUUUUGUAUAUCAGAAUACAUUUAUAUGAAAC
Molecule: messenger RNA, 5701 nt
Organism: Acanthoscelides obtectus
Lineage: Eukaryota; Metazoa; Arthropoda; Insecta; Coleoptera; Chrysomelidae
Source: the annotation of a GenBank genome assembly